AUGGUCGAGGAGUUUCAUCACGCCGUUGAUGCUCGUCCCACAGAUCAGGGCUCAUGGGAAUAUGCGGGGCCCGGACAAGGGGACGCGUUUGCCGCGACGCCUCAAAACGUGGCUUAUUUCUUGGCUGGAACACGGACUGAAGAUGUGAAGGAAGAUACGAUUUGGUACAUGAACUGGCCAAUGAAACAAAGUGGCGUUUCCCGACGGGGCCCGAAGCGAGAUCACGUUGUUUCCUCUCGUGACAAUUUCACCAUCAAUAGCCGACCAAUUAUUGCCAACCUCAGACCUCCUAUCAUUGAUAUUUCCUUCCUCCUCCCUUUCUACCUUUCUACCUUCUCACCCCAGUCGCUCCUUCAGCACCUCUCCUACAGCCACGAUCUCGCGUUUACAGCAGUCCAGGAGACUUCAAUUCCCGCCCAUCCAAUUUUUGCCUUCCAAAUACCUCCGCCGCUCCUAUCCAUCAAGCGAUACCUCCAAACGGCCAAGGCUUACCCUACUUUCUGA
Messenger RNA from Letharia columbiana, 504 nucleotides. RefSeq lists its product as uncharacterized. Lineage: Eukaryota; Fungi; Ascomycota; Lecanoromycetes; Lecanorales; Parmeliaceae. The record is from RefSeq and is a predicted model, not a curated record. Bases 1 to 504 code for a protein of 167 amino acids. The transcript is spliced from 3 exons.